GACAACAGCCAACACUAACCCUAGAGUUCUCUUCGCUAGUCGCGACUUCGCCUUCGCCAUUCCGCCACCGCCAGUCGGCUAUUCCGCCACUGCCACCGCCACCGCCACCGCCAGUCGCCUAUUCCGCCACUGCCACCGCCAGUCGCCUAUUCCGCCACUGCCACCGCCAGUCGCCUAUUCCGCCACUGCCGCCUCUAACUCGCCAGACUGCCCAGACACAAGGUCACCAGUCCAGUCUGGCAGUCGCAGCAGCCCGCCGCCUUCACAGUUGCAGCAGUCGCACCAGGUCACCGGGCGACGUUCGUCCCUCUCGGAGACUCGGACUCUCGCCGUUUGCCCCUCACUCCCUCAGCAAGCAGCAACAACAGAGGUCCCAUCGCCUUCUUUCUUUGCGUACAGCAAAGAGGAGCAUAGCAACACUCCGUCAAGCCGCACAAUCACCCCGGUGAACCUCGGCAACUCAACACGGACUCUCCAAAAUCUCCGAAGGAUCUUGUCCAAAUCCACAAACUCCAAAGUAUGUCUUCUGAGCCCUCAAACCCUCCAAAUGAAGGCGAUGGCGGCAAGAAACUGUCGAAGAAAGAGGCCUCUAAGCUGGAGCGCCAGCGCCGCCGCCAGGAGGCAGCUGCUGCGUCGGCUGCGGUAUCCGCCGUCUCCAUCGAUGACUCCCCCGACCCCCUUGCUGCUAACUACGGCGACUUUCCGCUCGACGAUCUCAAGUCCAAGGCAGUCUCCGGCCGCAAGUGGACGGAUAUUGGCGCGCUGACCGCCGAGCUGAAGGACCAGGAGGUCCUCAUCCGCGGCAGGGCGCAGACUAUCCGGGCUGUCGGGAAGAAGAUUGCGUUUAUUGUGGUGAGAAAGCGUGGAUUCACCGUGCAAUGCGUGUUGACUGUCGCACCUGAUCUCGUCAGUGGGCAGAUGGUCAAAUAUGCCACCAGCUUGAGCAAAGAGUCCAUUGUUGAUGUCGAAGGAGUGGUCUCUGUUCCCAAUGUUCAAAUCAAGGGCGCUACUCAGCAGGUGGAAGUCCAAAUACGGAAACUUUAUUGCAUCAGCAAGGCUGCACCAACACUUCCGAUUAGUAUUGAAGAUGCAUCAAGAAGUGAAGCUGAAAUAGAAAAAGCCUUGCAGGAGGGAGAGCAGCUUGUUCGUGUAAAUCAGGACACUCGCUUGAACCACAGAGUUCUUGAUAUCCGUACUGCUGCUAACCAAGGCAUAUUUCGUGUUCAAUCCCAAGUUGCAAAUGCAUUCAGGCAGUUUUUGCUGUCAGAAAGUUUUUUCGAAAUCCACACUCCAAAGUUGAUUGCAGGCUCUAGUGAAGGCGGUUCGGCUGUUUUUAGAUUGGAGUACAAGGGUCAACCUGCUUGUUUGGCGCAGUCACCUCAGCUACACAAACAAAUGGCUAUUUGUGGUGAUUUUAACCGUGUAUUUGAAAUUGGGCCUGUUUUUAGAGCUGAAGAUUCUUUUACACACAGACAUCUAUGUGAGUUUACUGGGCUUGAUGUUGAAAUGGAGAUCAAUGAACACUACUCUGAGGUGAUGGAUGUUGUUGAUCGCCUAUUUGUAGCUAUGUUUGAUAGUUUGAAUGAAAAUUGCCAGAAGGAACUUGAAGCGAUUGGGAGGCAGUAUCCCUUUGAACCUUUAAAGUAUUUGCGAGAGACUUUGCGGCUUACAUUUGAAGAAGGGAUUCAAAUGCUUAAGGAAGCUGGCAUUGAUGUUGAUCCGCUUGGAGACCUAAAUACUGAAUCAGAGAGAAAGCUGGGGCAGCUUGUUUUGGAGAAGUAUGGAACAGAAUUCUAUAUACUUCACCGUUAUCCCUUGGCUGUUCGGCCAUUCUAUACCAUGCCUUGUUACGAUAAUUCUGCUUACAGUAAUUCUUUUGAUGUCUUUAUUCGAGGGGAAGAAAUUAUUUCAGGAGCUCAACGUGUCCAUGUACCUGAAUUAUUGACUAAGCGUGCUGAGGAAUGUGGAAUUGAUGUUAAAACAAUAUCAACAUAUAUUGAUUCAUUCAGGUACGGUGCACCUCCACAUGGUGGAUUUGGAGUGGGAUUGGAGCGUGUGGUAAUGCUUUUCUGCGCACUUAACAACAUCCGUAAAACAUCGCUCUUCCCACGAGACCCACAAAGGAUCGCUCCAUGAUUGCCUUGCCUUGCCGCUGGCUGACAGACUCGCAAAAUCAAAAUCAUUUUUGAGUUGAAUAUUUGUUUUGAAUUCUCUCCCCUCCCAUAUAGCAAGGCAGACAAAUGAUACAUUUCAUCAUAAAAUAUACAUCUCUCCCUACGUGUAUUGGUUUUUAACCAAUAUAGGAAGGAGAAGAGAGAGUACCUACUGAGCUCUACUGAAAUAGGAAGUUAAUCCAUGAACUAAACCAGUUGCUCAAUCUUAGAAGACUUCCACCUGUUCCCUUGAUGUUUACUGGAAAUAUCUGCAACAAACCAACAAUACUUAAUUAGAAUGAGUUUUGGUGAAAGUAUUUUGCAUGUUUUGUGGUAGGGUGGAAUUAAAAUGAUUAUCAAUAUUGAUGUUUAAUUGACCAUAUAAUUAGAAUGAAAACUCACAUAUAGUGGUAUAUUGUUCUAAACUCGCAUAUAGUGUGUUUUGUAAUUAUAGGGUAAUUAACCAAUCAAUGUAUGCUGUCAAGGUCUUCAAGGAUUUGGUUUU
Ipomoea nil (Japanese morning glory) is the source of this 2658-nucleotide messenger RNA. Its product is annotated as aspartate--tRNA ligase 2, cytoplasmic-like. Gene Ontology annotation, molecular function: aspartate-tRNA ligase activity; RNA binding; ATP binding. Gene Ontology annotation, cellular component: cytoplasm; cytosol; aminoacyl-tRNA synthetase multienzyme complex. NCBI's taxonomy places the organism in Eukaryota, Viridiplantae, Streptophyta, Magnoliopsida, Solanales, Convolvulaceae. The record is from RefSeq and is a predicted model, not a curated record. The transcript is spliced from 12 exons. Gene Ontology annotation, biological process: aspartyl-tRNA aminoacylation. The coding region runs from base 520 to 2136 and encodes 538 amino acids.